Hyaena hyaena (striped hyena) is the source of this 898-nucleotide messenger RNA. RefSeq names its product gametocyte specific factor 1 like (gene GTSF1L). NCBI's taxonomy places the organism in Eukaryota, Metazoa, Chordata, Mammalia, Carnivora, Hyaenidae. Bases 343 to 774 code for a protein of 143 amino acids. The transcript has a single exon. The record is from RefSeq and is a predicted model, not a curated record.
CACAGAGUACCUCUGGGAAUCAAGGCGAGCUGGCAUGUACCCUCUGUACCUUCCCGCGGGGCUGCUGUGGUUUUCGGGCUCUCGCAUGUGCUUUAAUCGGUUCUUCUGUGUAACUCUGCUCUCUGUGCAGCCGUCCCUGACAGCUCCUUGUCCCUCUCCUAACCCACCAUUCGUGGUCACAGAGCCCCAGAAACAGGAGCUGUUAAGACUUUGGCCAACAGAGUUCUAAGGACCAACUCUGGGCAGAGGACAGCUCCGUCCUCCUUACCAAGGGCUUUUCCAACAGGGGCGUCGCAUUUUGACUCUGGGAAGUGAGCUACUUUGCCUCAAGAACAAGUUCUCAUGGAGCCAGAAGCCUUAGAAAUCUGCCCUUACAACCCUCACCACCGAGUCCCACUCAGUCGAUUUCAGUACCACCUGGCAUCCUGCAGGAGAAAGAACCCCAAGAAAGCCAAAAAGAUGGCCAGCUGCAAAUACAACGCCUGCCACGUGGUCCCCAUCAAAGAGCUGGAGGAGCAUGAAGCUGCCUGUAUCAACAGAAGCACAGUAGAGGAAGAUGACAGCCUGCACCCCCUGAAAAUUAGCAUUCCAAGUUCAGAGCAGAGUGGAAAUCUCCCUCCAGAGCCCUCUUGCUUCCCCAGUUCUGACGUCUGGAAUGUCGACAGCACUAACUGCUCUCCCAUGUUUGUCCUUAAAACCUUUGUUCCCCAAAAGCUUGUAUGUGAAAGCGACAUAAGAGAGUCAGAGAAAGAGAGGUCCAUCCCCCAUGCCUGACCCCCCCCCCCCCCAGAAGACUCUCAGACCGGGAGGGCAAACCACCAGCAGCAGAGAGGAGCACUUGCCUCUUAAAUGCUGGAAAGGAGAUGCAACUCACCAGAAUAAAAGUGUGCAAAGUGAG